AUGUCGACCAUUCAAGACCCAUUAGACGGUAUCUCGGGUGAGCUUGCGAACCACAGGGAUGGGCUCAAGGCGACUCUCUUCAUCUUCAGCGCCAUCUCCUUUUACAACGUCGUUGAGCUCGUCGUGCUCGUGCUAUCGACCUUCCGGCGUUGGAGAGGCCUGUACUUCUGGAGCUUGCUCCUCUCCGGAUGCUUCGGAGUGAUCCCGUAUUCGCUGGGAUUCCUGCUCAAAUUCUUCACCUCCGCCAAUUCCACCUUAUCGGUCACGAUGCUCAGCGUCGGCUGGUGGACAAUGGUGACCGGGCAGGCAUUUGUACUCUAUUCACGCCUGCACCUUGUUCUUCGCGAUGAGCGUAUCCUGCGACGGGUGCUGAUAAUGAUUAUCGCGAACAUUUUCUUCCUGCAUAUCCCUACCACGGUCCUGACGUACGGAUCCAAUGUCGUCGAUCGAUCGCCUGUAUUCGUGCAAGGGUACAAUAUCAUGGAGAAGCUCCAGAUGACCGGCUUCACGAUACAGGAGGUGAUCAUCUCUGGCCUCUAUGUAUGGGAGACGGUCAAGCUGCUCCGACUGGGAUCGGACAAGGAUAAGCAGAGGAUCAUGCACCAGCUCGUGGGCAUCAAUAUAUUGAUCGUCCUGAUGGAUUUGGCCCUGUUGGGCCUCGAGUACGCCAGCUACUACGCCAUCCAGAUUACACUGAAAGGCGCGAUAUAUAGCCUCAAGUUGAAGCUGGAGUUUGCCGUCCUUGGCAGGCUCGUUGAUGUGAUACACGGACAUAGACGUCCCAUGAUAGGCAGAGAUGCCGUCCAUCUCUGUUCGCUGGAAUUCAAUACCGGCCCGAACAAUGGCGCUACUCAGCCAGGUAUGAACGGGGAUUUCAACGUAUGUGAGAUUUCGUCGAUUAACGUCGAGGCCGAGAAGAUCAAGAGGGCAACCACUGGGGGUUUCAAUGGGCAAAUCCCAGAUGGCAAGAUCCUGGCAAUGACCGAAUUUUCAACAUGGGUUGAGCAGCGGUCCCGCGACGAUGGUAGCCGAAGGAUGACUUGA
Aspergillus lentulus is the source of this 1044-nucleotide messenger RNA. RefSeq lists its product as uncharacterized. Lineage: Eukaryota; Fungi; Ascomycota; Eurotiomycetes; Eurotiales; Aspergillaceae. The record is from RefSeq and is a predicted model, not a curated record.